AUUCCGUGCCAGUGUGUAAGCGAACCCUUGCAGGCGAGCCGUUCGUUUGCCUGUCAGUUAGUUUGCUAACAUCUUUCCUGCCUGCAGAAUUGACCAAAAUCAAAGAAAUGUCUUCAGAGCAGACAUUUUCAGGACCAGAGCCUGACCAACACAGACGCGUAUCUGUUAAAUCAAAUCCUGGAUUUCUGGAGCGUCUGAGUGAAACGGCAGGAGGAACAGUCGUCGGCGUUGGUCUGUUCUUCCUCUCCAUCUACGUUCUCUUCACUAAUGAGGGUCGAGCUUUGCAAACUGCCUCUUCUCUGGAUGAAGGUCUCUCUCAGGUGAAGUCGCUGGGCUCUUAUCCAAUCCUCGACCUGCAGAACAACGACCACUUAGUUCAUCUAUCUGCAGAGCUGCAAACCCUGAAGCCCCUCCAUGACCCCAGCUACAGGGUGGUGGUCCAGGCCGUGAAGCUGCAGCGGCAGGUGGAGAUGUACCAGUGGGUGGAGCAUCGUGAGAGUAGGGAUUACCAAGAGAAUGGAGAAACCAAAACUGAGACGACCUACACCUACAACACUGAGUGGAAAUCAGAGGUGGUUAACAGUCGUAACUUCGAUAAGGAAAUCGGCCACCAGAACCCGAGCGCCAUGCCGGUGGAGAGUGUGACAGUGGUGGCUCAGGACGUCCGAGUGGGACCUUUGAUUCUGUCCAAAGGCCUGGUGGAGCAGAUCAAUAACUUCCAGACUCUGAGUCUGAAGGAUCUCGCAGUCUUUAAUCUGGAUCCUUUCCUCUCCAUCCACGAUGAUUACUUCUAUCACACUCAGUUCCCGCUCCGGCCACAGGUCGGGGACGUCCGAGUGAGGUUCUCCUUUGCUGGACUGAGUGGUGAGAACAGUCACCUCGGCCCGCCGCUAACUGUGAGUAUCAUAGCCAAGCAGAAAGGAGAGAAAUUGUUGCCCUUUAAGACAAAGUCUGGAGACUUUCUGGAAAUCAUCUACCUGGAGGAGCUCACUGCAGAGGAAGUGUUCGCCAAGGAGCAUCAGUACAACAGAAUGAAGACGUGGGGCCUGAGGGCUGCAGGCUGGUUCCUCAUGUUCGUUAGUAUUCAGCUGACCACACGCAUCCUCUUCACUCUGGUGGAUUGGGUUCCUCUCCUCAGAGAUCUGGUGUCUUUCGGCCUGAAGAUCUUCGCCCUGUGCCUCUCCUGCUCGCUGUCUCUCCUCGUCAUCGGAGUCGGUUGGCUUUUCUACAGACCGUUGGUGGCGGCCGCUCUGGGAGCCCUCGCUCUGCUUCCAGUGUUUCUGGCUCGUUCAGGCCUUCCCCAGAAGAAGAACGAAUGACUAUCGCAGUGAGGAUUCGACUUGGGUUCAGCUUGACUGUAGCUGUGCAGCAGAAAACUCAAGACAAUGUUACGCAGCUACUUUUGGAACUCCAAAACUUUAGAAUAUUUCUGCACAAAAUGAGUCUCACAGAAGCAGACGGAGGAGUUUGUUGCCUUCACCGAUCACUAAUCUGCGACAUGAAGCAUAACAAUGCCUCACUCUGCCAAAUAAGACAGACCCUACUUUAUUUUGAGUGUCAACAUAACUCAGCAGGCAGGUGUCUUGUUAUCUCACUUGGUGGUGGAUGUGGCUUUGUAUUUCAGUCACUCAUGGACACUUGCUACAACAACAAACUUUAAAUUGAACGGGUUUCAUACCCAUUAUUCUACGGCCAAUUUUUGUUUUUUUCCAGCAGUACAACCACUAAAGUUUAAUUUGAAAUUUCUGCUGAUAUUUCUCUAAAUAUGAGUCUGCAAAAAACCUAAACUGUAAGAAUGGAUGAAUGAAUGCAUAAGUGGAUGGAUUGAUUGAUGGAUGGACAAAUGAUUGAUUGAAUGGAUAAAAAUAAAAGGAUAAACAGACAAAUGGAUUGAUGGAUGAAAAUGUGAAUUUUGGAAUUGUUUGGAGUGGCGGAUGGGAAAAGCUGGAAGGAUUAAAUAUUUUUUACUCCUCCAGAUUUGGAGGUGUAUGGAAAACAUAUUAAAGUUUUCUCCAGACAUACUGAUAAUGUUAUGGCUUGUUUAGAGGAUUUACUUUGUGUUGCUUUUCAACUGGAUCACAUGCAGAAUAUGUGCAAAAAAAUGGGGUCAAGAUAAACAAACUAAAUGUUUACAGUCAGAUGUCACAUUUAUAAGUUGUUGAAUUGUUUUCAGGGAUGGGAUUAGACUAGUUCAUGUCUGUAUUUAUGGAAGUUGGUCUUAUAAUUAAGUUUGGGUGUCUUUUAAAGAUGCAGAGUUUUUCUUGAACCAUAAAACAUAGAUGGUACAAUUUUCCUAGCUCACAUAAACCAGAAGGUUCUUUAAAUCAAAAGCUUUACCAGAUCUUUUUGUUUCUCUGGUGCAGGUCUGAUAAUCAGGGAAGAAAUUGGUCUACAAAAGUAAGCUUCUCCAUUUGCAUCUAUGUACCAACAUGUGAAGCGUUACUUUGUGUGCUUGUUUACUGUAUGCCUAAUUUAUAAACUGCAAAAACGUAAUGGGGGAG
Xiphophorus hellerii (green swordtail) is the source of this 2501-nucleotide messenger RNA. RefSeq names its product transmembrane protein 43 (gene tmem43). Gene Ontology annotation, biological process: lipid metabolic process; nuclear membrane organization. Gene Ontology annotation, cellular component: nuclear inner membrane. The transcript is spliced from 12 exons. The coding region runs from base 108 to 1319 and encodes 403 amino acids. Lineage: Eukaryota; Metazoa; Chordata; Actinopteri; Cyprinodontiformes; Poeciliidae. The record is from RefSeq and is a predicted model, not a curated record.